This is a messenger RNA of Vicia villosa (hairy vetch), 958 nucleotides long. RefSeq lists its product as uncharacterized. The transcript has a single exon. The record is from RefSeq and is a predicted model, not a curated record. Lineage: Eukaryota; Viridiplantae; Streptophyta; Magnoliopsida; Fabales; Fabaceae. Bases 142 to 744 code for a protein of 200 amino acids. Gene Ontology annotation, molecular function: nucleic acid binding; RNA-DNA hybrid ribonuclease activity.
UGAGUGUACUAUUAUUCAUUUCUUCUUUUUACUCAAAAGUCUAAAGGUGAAGUCUUUUAGAUUCCAUUAUACUUUUAUGUUUUGUCUAUAUACAUAAUCUAGUUAUUGUCUUGGUCCAUCAAUCAGUAGAAAGAAAAGAAGAUGAGUGGAGAAAAAAAAAACGAUGAAGGAGGGUGGGGUUCAACGUUUUUGAAAAUAGCGGGUGCAGCCACCGCAGCAGCAGCCGUAGUUGGUGGCUUAUACAGUGUCCUAAACCAACCCCAAGCUGAAGUGGCGCCAUAUGGAAUGCGUCAACCUGAUCACGAUGUUGUGAUACUGAAAGUGGACGGUUCGCUUCUGCCCGGAAAAGCAGGCUGUGGUGGAUAUCUAAGCAGCGCAUCACAGAAAUGGAUAUGCGGUUUCUCUCAGAAGUUGGAUCCAAGUUUAAGAGAAGAUGAAACUGAGAGACACGCAAUUCUGAAAGGUUUGAAUUGGGUUAGGGAAAUGGGAAAGAGGAAAGUUGAGGUGAAAUCGGAUAAUUUUGGGGUUGUGGAUUUGGUGAAUUCUGGACGUAGAUCUAAUGAUCCUGUUAUAGGUGGAAUAAGGAAACUUGUUGGUAGUAAUGAUUGGGAAGCCAAGUUGAGUUGGAUCCCUGGUGGUCAAAACUCAGUUGCUGACAGACUUGCUCAUAGAGCUCAUGGAUUAACUUCUUUUGAUCUGGAUGAGAUUGCUUCUCCCCCUCAAAACUGUGUCGACCUGCUCUAGCUACUUUCAGUGUUAGUUAUGGUGAUGUUUUUAAUAUGUGUUUGGUUAUGGUUAUGGUUAAUUAGUUAUGUUCAACGCAGUUUCUAGCUACUUGUGUUUGUAUUGUUCAAAUCAUACUUUCCCUUUCAACAGGUUGAAAGCUUGUAAUAGUCACUAUAUUAUAUGUAUGUUGUGUGCUUUGUAAUGAAAUGUUAUGUUUUUGUGCUGUGUGAUC